Messenger RNA from Pelagomonas calceolata, 718 nucleotides. The record is from the annotation of a GenBank genome assembly. Lineage: Eukaryota; Pelagophyceae; Pelagomonadales; Pelagomonadaceae.
GGAUCAACCCAGCUUUUCACAGGGCUUUGUAGGGCCUGCGUAGCGCGCCAGAGGACCGAGGACCGCACACAAACUUCCUAGGCGUCGCCUACUACUGGCCAAACGCCCUGCGCCCGCCGCCGCGGCCCCUGCGACCGCCGCCCGAGAGCAUCUCUGGCAGCACCCAGAGAGGAAAUAAUCGAAAUAAUCUCCGGCAGCACCUGAGAGGAGCAGAGGAGAGCCAGUUAAGCGGUCACACGGCACCUCAUCAUGCCUGGAGCCACCCACAGCCCCAUCACCCCCGAACGGCAGGCGGAGCUCCACGAGGCCUGGAAUUUAAUUGCCGAGAAGAAGGGCGGCCUCCGCAAAAAGGAGGUCUAUAAGGUACUUCGAGCGCUGGGCAUGGCCCCCACGGACGCCGAGUGGCGCGACCUCUGGACGCGCAUGGAGCCGGUCCACGGGAAAGUGGAAUAUCACCAGUUCUCGCAUGUUUUGGAGGAGACCUUGGAGGCGUCAUUCAACGUCGAUCGCAUCAACCAGGCUUUCGAACUGUUCGACACCGAUAGGAAGCAGUACUUCGACGCGAACGAUCUAGACAGGGUCAUGCGGUCGCUCGGGGAACACUUAACGGAGGAGCAGAUCAAGGACAUGAUCGGCGAGGUCGACUGCCAGGGCGACGCGCGGGUCAAUCGCGACGAGUUCCUCGAGAUGAUGUGCAACUUCUAAGAGGGUUUUGUGU